This is a messenger RNA of Piliocolobus tephrosceles (Ugandan red Colobus), 2108 nucleotides long. It is a transcript of the gene PTPN2, whose product is annotated as protein tyrosine phosphatase non-receptor type 2. The record is from RefSeq and is a predicted model, not a curated record. Gene Ontology annotation, biological process: peptidyl-tyrosine dephosphorylation; negative regulation of receptor signaling pathway via JAK-STAT; negative regulation of ERK1 and ERK2 cascade. Bases 189 to 1505 code for a protein of 438 amino acids. Lineage: Eukaryota; Metazoa; Chordata; Mammalia; Primates; Cercopithecidae. Gene Ontology annotation, molecular function: non-membrane spanning protein tyrosine phosphatase activity; protein kinase binding. Gene Ontology annotation, cellular component: cytoplasm; nucleus. The transcript has 10 exons.
GCGCCGAGUCUGCGCGCUGACGUCCGACGCUCCAGGUACUUUCCCCACGCCCGGCCGGGCUUGGCGUGGAGGCGGGGCGCGGCGCGCAGGGCGCAUGCGCCGCAGCGCCAGCGCUCUCCCCGGAUCGUGCGGGGCCUGAGCCUCUCCGCCGGCGCAGGCUCUGCUCGCGUCAGCUCGCUCCCGCCGCCAUGCCCACCACCAUCGAGCGGGAGUUCGAGGAGUUGGAUACUCAGCGUCGCUGGCAGUCGCUGUACUUGGAAAUUCGAAAUGAGUCCCAUGACUAUCCUCAUAGAGUGGCCAAGUUUCCAGAAAACAGAAAUCGAAACAGAUACAGAGAUGUAAGCCCAUAUGAUCACAGCCGUGUUAAACUGCAGAAUGCUGAGAAUGAUUAUAUUAACGCCAGUUUAGUUGACAUAGAAGAGGCACAAAGGAGUUACAUCUUAACACAGGGUCCACUUCCUAACACAUGCUGCCAUUUCUGGCUUAUGGUUUGGCAGCAGAAGACCAAAGCGGUUGUCAUGCUGAACCGCAUUGUGGAGAAAGAAUCGGUUAAAUGUGCACAGUACUGGCCAACAGAUGACCAAGAGAUGCUGUUUAAAGAAACAGGAUUCAGUGUGAAGCUCUUGUCAGAAGAUGUGAAGUCGUAUUAUACAGUACAUCUACUACAAUUAGAAAAUAUCAAUUAUAUUGAGAACUUGUGGAUCACACUGUAUUUGAAAUUAUUAAUGCUGGAUGUUAAAAGGUCACUAAAAAGUGGUGAAACCAGAACAAUAUCUCACUUUCAUUAUACUACCUGGCCAGAUUUUGGAGUCCCUGAAUCACCAGCUUCAUUUCUCAAUUUCUUGUUUAAAGUGAGAGAAUCUGGCUCCUUGAACCCUGACCAUGGGCCUGCGGUGAUCCACUGUAGUGCAGGCAUUGGGCGCUCUGGCACCUUCUCUCUGGUAGACACUUGUCUUGUUUUGAUGGAAAAAGGAGAUGAUAUUAACAUUAAACAAGUGUUACUGAACAUGAGAAAAUACCGAAUGGGUCUUAUUCAGACCCCAGAUCAACUGAGAUUCUCAUACAUGGCUAUAAUAGAAGGAGCAAAAUGUAUAAAGGGAGAUUCUAGUAUUCAGAAACGAUGGAAAGAACUUUCUAAGGAAGACUUAUCUCCUGCCUUUGAUCAUUCACCAAACAAAAUCAUGACUGAAAAAUACAAUGGGAACAGAAUAGGUCUAGAAGAAGAAAAACUGGCAGGCGACCGAUGCACAGGACUUUCCUCUAAAAUGCAGGAUGCAAUGGAGGAGAACAGCGAGAGUGCUCUACGGAAACGUAUUCGAGAGGACAGAAAGGCCACCACAGCUCAGAAGGUGCAGCAGAUGAAACAGAGGCUAAAUGAGAAUGAACGAAAAAGAAAAAGGUGGUUAUAUUGGCAACCUAUUCUCACUAAGAUGGGGUUUGUGUCAGUCAUUUUGGUUGGCGCUUUUGUUGGCUGGACACUGUUUUUUCAGCAAAAUGCCCUAUAAAUAAACAAUUAAUUUUGCCCAGCAAGCUUCUGCACUAGUAGCUGACAGUGCUACGUUAAUCACAGGGGUUUGUCUGCAGCAAACGCCUCAUAUCCCAAAACGGUGCCGUAGAAUAGACACCAACCAGAUAAGUGAUAUUUACAGUCACAAGCUCAACAUCUCAGGACUCUUCACUGCAGGUCCCUCUGAAACCCAAACUGUAAAUGGCUGUCCAAAAUAAAGACAUUCAUGUUUGUUAAAAACUGGUAAAUUUUGCAACUGUAUUCAUACAUGUCAAACACAGUAUUUCACCUGACCAACAUUGAGAAAUCCUUUAUCACAGGAUUUGUUUUUGGAGGCUAUCUGGAUUUUAACCUGCACUUGAUAUAAGCAAUAAAUAUUGUGGUUUUAUCUACGUUAUUAAUGGAAAGGAAAUGACAUUUAAAUAAUGUGUGUAAUGUAUAAUGUACUGUUGACAUGGGCAGCAACACUUUAUAUUCUUAAACAUUUCAGGGUAAAUAUAUUUUAUAAAUAUCUAUUUAAUCUUUUGUAGUUAACUGUACUUUUUAAGAGCUCAAUUUGAAAAAUCUGUUACAUAAAAAAAUAAAUUGUGUGUUGAUUGAA